UCCAAUGCCCCCGCGGCGGCCGCGCGACAUCGCUCUGCUGCCCCGCGCCGAUCCGACGCCCCCGGAGCGACAUGGAGAGCGGCAGCAAGAUGACAGCUCGCCUGAUGCUGGCUGUGGGAGGAGCGGUGCUGGGCUCGCUGCAGUUUGGCUACAAUACUGGUGUCAUCAAUGCCCCGCAGAAGGUGAUUGAAGACUUCUACAACCGCACCUGGCUGUACAGAUAUGAGGAGCCCAUCAGCCCUGCCACCCUCACCACGCUGUGGUCCCUCUCUGUUGCCAUUUUCUCAGUUGGAGGCAUGAUUGGAUCCUUUUCCGUGGGACUCUUUGUCAACCGCUUUGGCAGACGUAACUCCAUGCUGAUGUCAAACGUCCUCGCCUUCCUGGCUGCUGUCCUCAUGGGCUUCUCCAAGAUGGCUUUGUCCUUUGAGAUGCUCAUUCUUGGCCGCUUCAUCAUCGGCCUGUAUUCUGGCCUCACCACUGGCUUUGUGCCCAUGUACGUGGGCGAGGUGUCACCGACCGCGCUGCGGGGCGCGCUGGGGACCUUCCACCAGCUUGGCAUUGUCUUGGGCAUUCUCAUUGCACAAGUGUUUGGCUUGGACUUGAUCAUGGGAAACGACUCGCUCUGGCCGCUUCUCCUGGGAUUCAUCUUUGUCCCUGCCCUGCUGCAGUGCAUCAUCCUCCCCUUUGCCCCUGAGAGCCCUCGAUUCCUCUUGAUCAACCGCAACGAGGAGAACAAAGCCAAGAGCGUCCUCAAGAAGCUCCGAGGCACAACAGAUGUCAGCAGCGACCUGCAGGAGAUGAAGGAGGAGAGCCGGCAAAUGAUGAGAGAGAAGAAGGUCACGAUCAUGGAGCUCUUCCGCUCUCCCAUGUACCGCCAGCCCAUCCUCAUCGCGAUCGUGUUGCAGCUGUCCCAGCAGCUCUCAGGGAUCAAUGCGGUUUUCUACUAUUCCACCAGCAUCUUUGAGAAGUCGGGUGUGGAGCAGCCUGUCUAUGCCACCAUUGGCUCUGGGGUGGUGAAUACAGCUUUCACUGUUGUUUCGCUCUUCGUGGUGGAGCGAGCUGGACGCAGGACCCUUCACCUCAUCGGCCUGGCGGGGAUGGCGGGGUGUGCAGUGCUCAUGACCAUUGCUCUGACGCUGCUGGACCAAAUGCCCUGGAUGUCCUACCUCAGUAUCGUUGCCAUCUUUGGGUUCGUGGCCUUCUUUGAGAUUGGUCCAGGCCCCAUCCCUUGGUUUAUUGUGGCAGAACUGUUCAGCCAAGGCCCUCGUCCUGCUGCCUUUGCUGUUGCUGGGCUGUCUAACUGGACCUCCAACUUCAUUGUGGGCAUGGGCUUCCAGUACAUUGCGCAACUCUGUGGCUCCUACGUCUUCAUCAUCUUCACGGUGCUGCUAGUCCUCUUCUUCAUCUUCACCUACUUCAAGGUGCCGGAGACGAAGGGCCGGACCUUUGAUGAGAUCGCCUCCGGCUUCCGUCAGGGGGGUGCGAGCCAGAGUGACAAGACCCCGGAUGAGUUCCACAGCUUGGGUGCUGACUCCCAGGUCUAACCAGCUGCGGCGUGUCCCGUCUCCUCCGAACCUCCUAACUUCUCUCCUGAGUGUUUUUAAUACUUGUACAGAAACGAGGAAGGAGGGAGCGGGGGGUCUGGCUCUUUGCAUACGCUCCUUCUCCAGACUCCCCCACUGGCCGCCUGGUUCAUCAGUGACUGACUGUAUUUUUGCUAGGAACGAUUUUAGCUGGUUUCAAGUCCAGGAUUUCAAAGCCGAUAGAUUCAGCAACAAUGACUAAUGUUUUAAAACCAACCAAGCAGCAUCCUCCAGCCUCUGUGAGCAGGAGGGUGGCUCCCUUUUUAAGGAAGAGAUAGGUUAUUUCAUGCGAGAAAUCACAUAGCGGAAGUUUUUAAAGCUGGAAACUUUUUUUUAACAUUCUAAUCGUAGCGAAAUCGUGUAAUUUGACUAAGUCUAAACCAAGAUUUUUUUUUUUUAAAGUUAUUUUUUAAAGCAGUCUAAGAUUUCAGCCCCCCCAUUGGUUUGUGGAUGGGAAUUCCUUGCCCUCUGGGAGCACCUUGGGGCAGCGCUGAGGAUGAGAGGUGUGGGUGCAGCCCUGCUCCUCUGUCAGGGCCGAGUGCUUCCCCUGGAGCAGGCUGGGGAGGUCGGUAGUACUGGAGCAGGGGGCAGAGCACUGUCUCCCCUGGUGCAGGCUCCUGGAACGGCUCCUCACCUUUCUGAGCAGAGGGCUGCGUGCGCUUCCUCGCCUGGAUUUCAUCUGUUCUCGUGCUGGCUGUGCGCUCGGGUAGGCUGACAUGGGAGGGGAGGGGAUCUCUUGGUGUGUUCUUGGCAAUAUUUGCCUUAUUGGUUAACCGUGGCACGAAGUGCUGGCGGAGAGGAGCAGGGGUUCAGCAGCAGCGCAGAGCUGCGGCCUCAGCCUUCCCUGGCACCACGCUGUCCCCCGGAGCCCCGCGGAGCCGGGAGCGGGCGGCCGUCCCACGCUGCAGCACACCUUGCCCAUCGUCACCACGUGGAUCCCAGAGCCACCGAAAGUCACCACACGGAUACAUUUCCUGCUCUGUGUAUAGACUGGAAGAUAUUUAUAUUAUAUAUAUUUUUGUUCGAUGGUGUUAAUAGUAGAUGUUAAGUUAUAGUGCUUCUGAUUGACAAGGAACUGUACUGUAAAUAUUCUCGGAGUAUAUUCACAGUGUAUAAUGUAUACAAAAAGGUACAGAUGCAAAGGUUUAGUCUCUAUAGCAACUCUAAGGAAAGCUUGUACAUGGUUAGGAUGACUUUUGUAUAGUUAAUUACCUGCACUGUAGUUGUAUCUAUUGCACUGAAUUUUAGUCCUUAGUAUAUUAAAAACAAGAAAUACUGUCCUUUUAAAACAAAACUUAAGAAAACAACACAAAAAGCAGCCCUUCUCCCCUGAGUGCAACUGUUGUAGGAGCUAUGGCACAUUUCCAAAGCCAUGUGCAGUUAUUUAAUAGUGUUGUUUUUUUUUUUUUUUUUUAAUUUAUUUGUCUGUUUUGGAAGUGAGUACAUUGAAAAUAAAGGUAGGAAAAAAAAAACCAUGACAACUCAUCACAUAUCUGUGCAGCAGCCCAGAAACUGCACACACUUUUUUUUUUUUCCCUAAUGUGCAUAAACACAAGUGCCAAGAGAAUGGAGAAAGGCGUGUGGUGUGCUAACAAUAAACAGGAAUGUAUGCAGCGACCCAA
Molecule: messenger RNA, 3205 nt
Organism: Lagopus leucura (white-tailed ptarmigan)
Lineage: Eukaryota; Metazoa; Chordata; Aves; Galliformes; Phasianidae
Gene: SLC2A1
Product: solute carrier family 2 member 1
Exons: 10
Coding region: 72-1544 (490 amino acids)
Biological process (GO): response to insulin; D-glucose transmembrane transport
Cellular component (GO): basolateral plasma membrane; apical plasma membrane
Source: RefSeq, a predicted model, not a curated record